CUCAUUUCCGCUGCGGCUGCAAUUAAGCGGAGCAAAGCACCCCAAAAAACAGCUGGAAAAUCCUCAAAAUGGCUCACAAGACCAGCUUUAAUGAUGCCCUGGACUAUAUCUACAUCGCGAACAGCGUUAAUGAAAGGGCCUUUCUGAUAGCCGAGCCGCAUCCCGAACUACAGAGCUCCGAUCUACAGGAGCAGGAGGCGGAGCUGGACGAUGACCAGCUGGAGGACGAGAUGUCGGGCCAGUAUCAGACCGGGGAGGGAGAUCGCAACAACAACAGCAACAAUAGCAACCACAACCACAACAACAAAAGAAAAAACAAAAACUAUAGUUCUGGGAAGCGGCGUCAGAAGUUUGCCAGCUCCUUGGCCGUGAAACCUCCCACCCCGCCCACCGAUGCGAACGGUACCGCCGCCGCAGGAUCUCCCCUGGCCACUGCCGCCUUGGCCGCUGCUGCCGCAAGUGCCUCAGUGGCAGCCGCCGCCGCCAGGAUAACGGCCAAGGCAGCGCACCGGGCACUGACCACCAAGACGGACCAGCCGGCGGCAUCGUCGACGCCCCCGGUCCUUCAGCUCAUCGACAUGGACAAUAACUACACCAACGUGGCCGUCGGACUGGGGGCCAUGCUGCUCAACGACACCCUGCUCCUGGAGGGCAACGACUCCAGUCUUUUCGGCGAAAUGAUGCUCAACCGCAGCGGUCCUCUGGACCUGGGCAACGGCAGUGCGGGGAUCAACGUGACCACCAGUAAAGUAGCCGAGGACGACUUCACAGAGCUGCUGCGAAUGGCCGUAACUUCGGUGCUGCUGGGACUGAUGAUACUGGUUACCAUAAUUGGCAAUGUCUUUGUCAUCGCGGCAAUUAUCCUGGAACGGAAUCUGCAAAACGUGGCCAACUACUUGGUGGCCUCUCUGGCGGUAGCCGAUCUGUUCGUGGCCUGUUUGGUGAUGCCCCUGGGAGCCGUUUACGAGAUCAGCCAAGGCUGGAUACUUGGCCCGGAACUGUGCGAUAUUUGGACCUCCUGCGACGUCCUCUGCUGCACGGCCUCGAUUUUGCAUUUGGUGGCCAUUGCCAUGGAUCGUUACUGGGCGGUGACCAAUAUUGACUACAUCCACUCGAGGACCAGUAAUCGCGUCUUUAUGAUGAUUUUCUGCGUUUGGACCGCUGCAGUGAUUGUAUCCUUGGCCCCACAAUUUGGCUGGAAGGAUCCUGACUAUUUGCAACGCAUCGAACAGCAAAAGUGCAUGGUCUCCCAGGAUGUCUCGUAUCAGGUAUUUGCCACUUGUUGCACAUUCUAUGUGCCACUAAUGGUCAUAUUGGCGCUUUAUUGGAAAAUCUACCAAACGGCCCGGAAACGCAUACACCGUCGUCGACCAAGGCCCGUCGAUGGAGCGGUUAAUAAUAAUCAGCCGGACGGAGGUGCGGCAACAGAUACGAAACUUAAUCGACUGCGUUUACGCCUUGGCAGAUUCUCCACGGCCAAGACCAAGGCCGGAAGCACUGGUGGAGCCGGAGUCGGAGCCGGUGCCGGGGCCGGAUCCGGGGGCAGGGCUCUGGGCCUAGUCGACGGCAACUCAACAAACACGGUCAACACCGUCGAGGACACCGAGUUCAGCAGCUCGAAUGUGGACAGCAAGAGUCGGGCUGGCAUCGAGGUGCCCAGCACUUCCGGCAGCCAGAUAGCCACUGUCUCGCACCUGGUUGCCCUGGCCAAACAGCAAGGCAAGGCCUCCGCUUCGUCGUCCUCAGGCGGCGGCGCCACCGCCAAGUCUGUGUCCGCUGUCAAUGGAGCGGCUGGUAGCUCGGGCAAGCUGAAUGGCAAGACGAACGAGGAGCUGGACCAGGAGGGCCUGGCAGCCACAACCGCAACAUCAGCAAUGCCAACACCAAAUGCCACAGAAGGCGGCGAGGAGCAGGACGACCUGGAGGUGGAGGACCAGUGCAAGUCCAAUGGGGUGGAGGUGCUAGAGGACCCGCAGCUGCAACAGCAGCUCGAACAAGUGCAGCAGUUGCAGAAAUCAGCCAAAGCCGGGGGCGGGGGCGGGGCCAGUACGUCGAAUGCCACCACAAUUACGUCGAUAUCGGCGCUGUCGCCGCAGACGCCCACCUCACCGCCAGUGGCUCCGAUGGCUGCAGUGGCAGUGGCCCCCUCCGCCGGACCCAUGACGGCUAAAACCAGCACGCUGACGAGCUGCAACCAGGCGCAUCCGCUCUGCGAAUCCACCAGUCCCGCCCCCCUAACCCCAGAGUCCCGCCCCAAGCAGCAGCAGCAACUGCCACAUCCGCAUCAACAGCAGCAGCAGCAGCUGUCUAGCAUCGCCAAUCCCAUGCAGAAGGUGAACAAGCGCAAGGAGACUCUGGAGGCGAAGCGAGAAAGAAAGGCGGCCAAGACGCUGGCCAUCAUCACAGGUGCCUUUGUGGUCUGCUGGCUGCCCUUCUUCGUUAUGGCCCUAACGAUGCCCCUCUGUGCUGCCUGUCAGAUUAGCGACAGCGUGGCCUCGCUCUUCCUCUGGUUGGGGUACUUCAACUCCACCCUCAAUCCGGUCAUCUACACUAUUUUUAGCCCGGAGUUCCGGCAGGCCUUCAAGCGCAUCCUCUUCGGCGGCCACCGACCAGUCCACUACCGCAGCGGGAAACUCUAGAUAGUGCAUGCGAAGAGGCGAAGACGCUUCUGCUAAGCCAACAAGCGGAUGUUGAUCUAACCUCUUCGGCUAUACCACCACCAGAUUGGGAGCAGGAGGAUUAACGCAAUUGUAUACCAAAGAAACCCAUUUAAUAAAACUCCAAGGACGUUUAAGGACAAUGAUCACGACAAGGCGCUCUAGUCUAUAAGCGAUAAUCGAUAAGAUGUUGUAAAUAGGGGAUUGAAUUUUCUGUUAAACCAAGCAAGUGUAUUCUACAUAUUAGUUAUAGCUAAAUUUAUAGAGCCAAGUGGAGACUGUUUUUAGAAGCAAAGUGAAGUGUUGCAUUGGGAGAAAUAGUGAGAUGUCGAUGCCACCAACAAUACAAAAGUAUCUAAUCAAAAUAACUAGCUGUUAAGUCAGACAUAGCUAGGAUAAGACGCAUAUAGAGCAAUCUACUACCAAUACUUUUAAUGUGUUUUCCAACUUGACGAGAAUUGACGUAUUAACGUAUAACUCAUAGCUAUGUAUGUUAGGUGUUAGAGCUCCACUUCUCUAUCGCUCUCUUCUGCUUCAAGAAAGGACUCGGGACUGGGAGUGGGGGAAAGUAAGAUUGUAGGAUUUGGGAACCAAGACAUUGGAAUCGUUAUAACUGAAGCAAGUACUCGAUCAUCGUAUUGUAUAUUUAAUAUUUAAGCUAUCAGGCGACAUUUAAUGUGUGUAUAAGGAUUAGCUAUCGGCUAUGCAUAUUAACUAGGCUUAAGCACAUUUGUUGAGCAUCGUAUUACGCUGUAAUAUUCAUAGAUUCUAUACUGCAUAGUAACUUAUCAGAGCGCGAAAGGAAGCCAGUUUAAAUGAAAUUUAAACUUUAAUUGUUAAAGCCCCCAACUAGGUAAAUUACGUAUAAAAUAAUUCUAAUAAUAAAUAUUAAAAAAACUGUUGUACUAUUAUCGGUAAUUAUGUAUCGAGGAUUUCUUUGAAUAAGCUGGCAUAUUAUAUAAAAUCUAAGCAAAAAUCGUUCGCCACCAAAGGGCGGACAAAAUGUAAUAUUUGAGAGCAAACUACUUUCGGGAAAAAUGGGUAAAGAGUAAUUAGCUAAACUUAAAUCAUAAAAUGCAAACGAUUAACGAUUAAACGGCAUAAUGACAUAUAUUGGUUAAGACGAGAGGUGGGUAACUACUUAAACAGAUAUCACAAUGUUUUACUUCCAUAAAACUAACAAUCGAACUAUUCGAAAACCAAAAUCAAAAACUCUAAGAAAUCUUAAAGCCGACAUCAAUACCUAGUUACUAAGUGUUUUCAGAUGUGUCUAUCAAUAAAUACCAAUAGAAGUUAAUCGGCUCCGAGCUAUCCCAAAUACCUCGCAAUAAUUCGAAGUAGCACACACACACACACUUUUUAAUUGAGCAAAAUUUGCCAAGGAUAAUUACAGUUUUUGGUUCAUAGUUCAUUUAGCAAUUACUUUCCUUUCAAACAUAUUGGCGCGCGCAUUUCAAGAAAGAAUUAUUGCCUGGUAUAUGAGGAGGAUGUGGGAGUUGAAAAGUCAAACAGCAUAAGUUAAUCUACUGAAAUUACUAUUGAAUUCAUUGGCUGCAACUUAAAUAAAAAUUCAACUUUCAUGCAAGA
Molecule: messenger RNA, 4244 nt
Organism: Drosophila bipectinata
Lineage: Eukaryota; Metazoa; Arthropoda; Insecta; Diptera; Drosophilidae
Gene: 5-HT1A
Product: 5-hydroxytryptamine (serotonin) receptor 1A
Biological process (GO): G protein-coupled dopamine receptor signaling pathway; adenylate cyclase-activating adrenergic receptor signaling pathway
Cellular component (GO): plasma membrane
Molecular function (GO): dopamine neurotransmitter receptor activity, coupled via Gs; G protein-coupled receptor activity
Source: RefSeq, a predicted model, not a curated record